Molecule: messenger RNA, 3484 nt
Organism: Xiphophorus hellerii (green swordtail)
Lineage: Eukaryota; Metazoa; Chordata; Actinopteri; Cyprinodontiformes; Poeciliidae
Gene: skor1a
Product: SKI family transcriptional corepressor 1a
Exons: 8
Coding region: 293-2497 (734 amino acids)
Biological process (GO): negative regulation of BMP signaling pathway; negative regulation of transcription by RNA polymerase II
Cellular component (GO): transcription regulator complex; cytoplasm; nucleus
Molecular function (GO): SMAD binding; DNA-binding transcription factor activity, RNA polymerase II-specific; RNA polymerase II cis-regulatory region sequence-specific DNA binding
Source: RefSeq, a predicted model, not a curated record
AGGAGAGAGGUGCCAUGUGCUUCCUGUCUACACGCCAUUCACCUCCCUGAGCUCCAACAGGAUGGAGGUCCUGUGCGCCGCCGCCGCUGCUGCUUCUUCUCGCAUGUCGGCCAACUGAUAUAAAGUUCACACUCUGCGGUGUUUUGUCCUCUUGUUUUUAAUCGUCGUUUCUGUCCGGACACAUUAAUCCUGAAAUUUCAUCUCCUUGUCAUUUUUAGUUUUAUUGUUUUAUUUCCCCCCCCCACUCUGAUCAUCGCUGGAGUGUCUUUUCGGGAGAGAAAGGCUUCCAGGGAUGGAGUCGAUGCCCGGACAUCUUGGAGACGCGGGACGAGACGCCAGCUCCUCCCCGAGUUUGAAGCAGGACGCUCAGAGCUUUUCCGGCCCAAACUCCCUCAAACCGAACCAAGUGAGUGAAACCUCCCUGUACGGGGUGCCCAUCGUGUGUCUAGUCAUAGAUGGGAAAGAGAGACUCUGCCUGGCACAGAUUUCCAACACCCUGCUGAAGAACUACAGCUACAACGAGAUCCACAACCGCCGCGUGGCUCUGGGCAUCACCUGCGUGCAGUGCACGCCCGUCCAGCUGGAGCUCCUGCGGCGCGCCGGGGCUAUGCCCAUCUCGUCCAGGCGCUGCGGCAUGAUCACCAAACGGGAGGCCGAGCGGCUCUGCAAGUCGUUCCUGGGGGCGCACAGCCCCCCGAAGCUGCCGGAGAAUUUCGCCUUUGACGUGUCGCACGAGUGCGCGUGGGGCUGCAGAGGCAGCUUCAUCCCCGCCAGAUACAACAGCUCCAGGGCGAAGUGCAUCAAAUGCAGCUUUUGCAACAUGUAUUUCUCCCCGAAUAAGUUUAUCUUUCACUCCCACCGCACCCCGGAGUCUAAGUACCUGCAGCCGGACGCGGCCAACUUCAAUUCGUGGAGACGGCACCUGAAAUUGACGGAAAAGAAGCCGUCUGAGGAUAUAAACCACGCGUGGGAGGACGUUAAGGCCAUGUUCAACGGGGGGAGCAGGAAAAGGACUCUGCCCAUGAGCGGGUCGGGGAUGUCCUCGUCGCUGAAAUCGCAGGCCUCGUCCAGCUUGGCUCCAACUAGCUCCCCUGAGAUCCCUCACAAAACUUUACGGUGCGACGAGGAGCAGGGAAGCAAUAACUUGAGCUUGGCUGGCGGCGCGCGGAGCUACCCCGUCAUCCCGGUGCCCAGCAAGAGCUUCGGUAUGCUCCAGAAGAUCCCCACACCCCUGUUCCCUCCCCACCCGUAUGGCUUCCCCAGCUACGGGCUGUGUCAGAAAAAGAGCGACGGGGUGACUGACGGCAGCAAGCCCAGUGUUCCCGGGGUGUUUUGGCCCGGCGCAAAGGACUCCCUCUACCCAGCUUUCCCCAUGUUCUGGCCCGCAGCCGGUGGGCUGCCCAUGCCGCCCUAUCCGGGCUCCCCGCCCAAGCCUCCGGCAGAGCGGCCGGGCGUCCGGCAAGCUGAGUUGGACCUAUCUGACCAAAACGACCGGGGCGCAAACACACCCAAAGACACAAACCCGCACCCCCACCACGAGCGCAGUCCCAGCUCCCAGUCCUCCUCCACCAGGAACGACGAGGACAAGUCCGGGGACGAGGCCUCCCAGAGGAAGAUCAGCUACAUCUCGGCCUUCAGGCCCGUGGUGAAAGACGCGGAGACCAUCGCCAAACUCUACGGCAACCGGGACGGGUUCGGCGCGCGCCCGGGCUACCUGUCCCCUGAUUUCAUCAGCGAGAGCUCCAGCUACAGGUCGGCUUCUCCGGAUAGGGACAGCGUGGUGGACGACGAAGACGACGACCCGGACGUGGACGUAGAGUCCAACCGGGGUCCGGAGGAAGAGGAGUCGGUCCUGAUCUCCCCCGGUAGGGACUUGCAAGGGUCCGUCGCGCUCGAACGGGUCUGUUCUGUUCCUGAGGAGGGCCAGGAGCGGCCCGACGGCUCCUCCAGCCCCGGGGCAGCUGGGGCAUCACCGCAGGGCUCGUCGGAUGAGGACCGACAGAUGCGCAACGGCUCCCCUCUCCAUGAGGUGUACCCACAUGAAAAGGACGGCCCGGUGCUCCUCCUGAACGAACCUCCUUCCUACGGCUCCAAGCAGUCCAGCAGAGCCAGCGGCGUCCAUCACAUGACCGAGACACAAACGCAGCGCGGUUCAGCGUCCUAUCCAGAGCAGAAGGACAGACAAGGUGAUGGAGCUUUACGCAUCGACAUCAGCGUCCAUGAGAGAGAUCUGGAGAACAUGGCCAAAGAGGAGCUGCAGAAGCAGCUGGUGGAGCAAGUGGAGCUGAGGAAGAAGCUGGAGAGAGAAUUUCAGCAUCUGAAAGAUAAUUUCCAGGACCAAAUGAAGCGUGAGCUGUCCUACAGAGAGGAAAUGGUCCAGCAGCUGCAGAUUGUUCGAGAAGCUCACGACGCCCUUCACCAUUUCUCCUGCAAGCUGCUCACUCCCCGCCAGUGCACCGGAGCCUGCACCUUCAAGCCGCCCCUGCUGCCCCCUUAGUGCCACCGCACCCCAGCAGCCCGAGGAAUCGCACACACACUCACACACACUCAAAGAUCCGGCCUCGAGAGCCUUCAUGUGUUCACCUCUCCCACCUGUAACUCCGGGACUGCUCCUCGACCUCCUCCUGCUGCUGCUGCUCUGUGGAUAUACCUCUGAGAGAAUCCAUCAAGGCUCCGGAGGAGACGGACUGGGCCGCGGCCUCUCCUCCUAAGAACCGGACUCUUGUGUUAAAGAGGAAACGUGAACUUCACGCUGCGAACCGGAGGACUGCUGAUCCGAAGCUGCAGAGCUCAAACCAAGGAACGAAUGGAAACUGUCUGCUCUUUCACUACUCUGAAGAGAAAAAUACAUUAUAUACAUACAAAUAUAUAUAUAUAUAUAUAUAUAUAUACACGUCAUGUGACAAUGUGCAAUGCUUGUAUUUAUUAUGACAUUAAGUUAAAAGCUCAUUUGUUAGAUUUUGUUGCAUCUUUGAAUAUGUUUUUACAUGUAUUUGUAAUUUAUCUUGGGUUUGUACACUGUGUUUGUCAUGAAGCACUUUAAACGGACGACAUUUCCAAACACCAAGACUCCCUCCUCCAAUUCGUCGUUGCGUGUCACAAACGCAGCACGUAGUAACGAGCACUUACCGCAGCGACCCCUUCAGGUUUUCACUUCAGACUGUAAAGAAAUGUUCUGCAACAAGCUAAAAGGACGAAGACGCAGCAAAACAAUGAUGCAUCUGUUUAAGAAUGUUUCUCAUUCUUGCUUUCUGUUGAAUUUGUCUGUCUCAGCAAACUGAACCAAAACCUUUUUUGUUUUCACCUGAAGCGCUUUUUAUACGAACACUGUUCCAAGUAUGUAAACUACAAACUCCUCCUUUUUUUUUUUUCUUGUUUCUGAACUCGUUCAAAAGAAGAAUCGACUCUUGCUUUCUGACACAAACACACCAUUCUCCUGUUUAUCUCUGUACAAAUUCAAAUAAAACCUGAAAAGCAAAAGCUC